Didymodactylos carnosus is the source of this 1113-nucleotide messenger RNA. Lineage: Eukaryota; Metazoa; Rotifera; Eurotatoria; Philodinida; Philodinidae. The record is from the annotation of a GenBank genome assembly.
AUGCGUGGUAGUAGCAAGAUUAAAAACCAGACCGUAUCAAUGUGUGUUGCUAGUACUGGACGACGUUGGCCUGACUUGUUGCGUGAAUUAUCAAAGAUUCAGAUAGCAGGAGGUCUUCAUGAACGUUGUGAUUUUUUUUGUUUUGAUGUUAAUUCUGAUACGAAUUCUACUCAAUUAACACCGUUUGCUGAAAAGCAAUUUUAUGCCAAUAUGUACGAUGAUUUAUUGUCUUCUUCGUCAGUGGAAAAUAAACUGAACUAUUCACUAACUCAAAUUUUUUUUAUUAUAAAACUAUUUGGCUCUAGAACGUUUAUUUGGUCGAGAGAAGCGUUUUCUUUUAUACAACCUCGAUUAAAUGAACUUAAAACGAAUAAACCAUGUCAGCUUAUUCGAAACACAACGAUAUUUCAAACAAAACAACACAUGGCUAUUCGACGUCGCAGUGCUGAACAUGUCGUACGCUAUGCGUGUCUUAUUCAAAUGUUCUUAAAUAGCUUAUUUGUUUUAAAAUCGAUGAAUGACAAUAUAAUUAAGGACAAUAAUGGUGGUCUUAAUGAAGCAUUUGAAAUUGAAGCGAAACAUAAAAUAAAAAAUGCAUUUGGUACAGCUUUAGCACGUGAAGAAGCUUUUCAUCAAAAUGGUGUACCAAUUGAUCCAUUGGAAAUAUUUGAAGAUGCUCCAAUAUUACCACCGAAUUGUCAUUUGACAUCUUAUGAUGCUCAAUUUAUUCGUAAACCUCAAUAUGAAUCAAUUAUAAAUCAAAAAAAUAAUGAUGAUUCGAAUACAUCUGAUGCUGAUGUUAAUGUUGACAUAGAUACCGAUACUAAUGCUGCAUCUAAUCAACCGUUAUUAAACUGUUUAGCAGGUUCAAAUGGUAAUAAUGACGAUGAACACGAACAACCAAUAUAUGAAUUUAAUAGCAUCAUGCAGAAUUCAUCAAUAAUUGAUUUAGUUCAAUCAAACAGAAGUAGAACCAAUGCUCAUCACGAUUUGGGAAAGAUUAAUGAUAUAGAUACAAAUUCAAAUAAUUCCCAUACACAAUAUUUAUCAUCAUCAACAAGUACCGGUAUUUAUUUGUUUACCAUUUUAGAUAGUCGACUCUCUAAUUCAUAA